Chelonus insularis is the source of this 963-nucleotide messenger RNA. Its product is annotated as histone H3.3-like. Gene Ontology annotation, molecular function: protein heterodimerization activity; structural constituent of chromatin; DNA binding. The record is from RefSeq and is a predicted model, not a curated record. Lineage: Eukaryota; Metazoa; Arthropoda; Insecta; Hymenoptera; Braconidae. Gene Ontology annotation, cellular component: nucleosome. The transcript has 4 exons. Bases 169 to 582 code for a protein of 137 amino acids.
UAAUUAUUAACCAUUUUGGCGGUCUUUGUCAAACAAAUGUUCAUCAAUUUUAUAAACAAUCGUAAACUAUCAAAAUAAGUGAAUAUUCAAACGCAUCAAUAGAAUUUAGUCGCAAUAUUUUUAAAUUUAUUUUUAUGCAUAGUAAGAAUAUUAAAUAAAUAAAAUAAUAUGGUUCGUCGAAAAUCUGACAAAAGUGGACCGUUACGUAGUCCAAAAAAAAUACCAGAAGGGAAAAAUAAAAGGAGAACUGAAGUGAUAGUUCCAAAAAUUAAAAAAAUUCAUCGUCAAACCAGAGCAUUACAAGAAAUAAAAUAUUAUAGAAAGUCAACUAAAUUAUUGAUACCAAAAUUGCCAUUUUCACGGCUUGUACGGGAAAUAAUGUCGGAAAUUUUUCCAAACACUCAGUAUAAAAUUCAAGCUCUUGCUCUCCAAGCACUUCAGGAAUCUACUGAAAUGUAUAUAGUACAAUUUUUUGAAGAUGCUGUUUUAAUAUCAUAUAAUAGUAAAAGAGUAACUCUCAUGCACAGAGAUUUUAUUUUAUUGCGACGACUCCGUGGACGUGGUGACAUAAUAAAUAGAUGAAUUAUUGAAAAUUAUUUAUUUUUAAGGAAAAAUUAGUUAGUGAAAGUUUUUAUGAAUUUCUCCAGAUUAUGCUAUUACAUAUUCAAAUUUAUAUUUAAAUAUUGCUUCACAGUGAGAAAAAAAAUGCUUUAAAUGAAUGUAAUUACAAUAUUUAAGUUUUUAACAGAAUCAUAUACAGUAGUUUUAUUUCAAAAAUAAUGUUGGAGAUGUAAAUACACAAAUAAGUUAUUCUACAAGUAUUGUUUUUAGUAAGAAAAAUUUUUGAAAAAACAAUAUACUUUAUUCUUCCAUACUUUGGUGAAAUACUUUCAUUUGAUAAAAAUAGGAAAUUUUGUAAUUUCAUAAAAACACAAAAAUGUACAGGACUAUUUGAAUUUUCUU